Messenger RNA from Rhizopus microsporus ATCC 52813, 1257 nucleotides. RefSeq lists its product as uncharacterized. Bases 1 to 1257 code for a protein of 418 amino acids. The record is from RefSeq and is a predicted model, not a curated record. The transcript has a single exon. NCBI's taxonomy places the organism in Eukaryota, Fungi, Mucoromycota, Mucoromycetes, Mucorales, Rhizopodaceae.
AUGUUUUCAAAUUUUGAAGGGUUCAGAAAGAGGCCCAUUGUCACUUACUCACGCAAGGCUCGCGUAUUAAAGCCAGAGACGCCCAAGGCAGAUCUACCUUCACCUCCAUAUGACUCUUCUCCCCCUGUCGUACAGUCCUCCCUAUCAUCCUCUUCUAGUUCUUGCAGUGACUUGGCAGUUGAAGAAAAAGAGAAUGACAUAUUUGAUUUCCCAGAGGAAGAAGCAGAGAUAGAGUUGAUGGUAGCCUCCACUAGACACACGCCAUCAUCACCAAAGCCAACAACAAUAUGUCGGCCUCGUAAGAAACCUAAACAGCAAAACAAAAAGACGACAAAAACAAAAGCUGUAGGAAAAAACCUCGUCCCUCUCAAAUCGACAAUUCACCCAAUAUCUCACCCAAUAACUCAUACUGUAUCUUAUCCAGUAACUGAACCAGCAACUGACCCAAUAUCUUACCCUGUAUCUUAUCCAGCAAUUGGCCCAGCAACUGUAUCAGGACAACAACAGUCGUAUAAUCAUAGUAACUCUAUAGAUUCUUAUGAUGUAUUUGCAUUUGAUCCUGCCCCUUAUCAACCACGUAAUAAAUACAUCUUACCACAGCAACAACAACAACAAGUAUUACCUUCAAAUACAUUGUAUUCUUCUAUAAUAACUACAAACAUAUUCAACGCACCUUCUCAUAUACCAAUUUUUAACACGCACUUUAACCAUAUGCAACCAUUAUCAUAUCUUCAACCAAUGCAGCAACAGCCACUACAACAACAGCCACUACAGCAACAGCCACUACAGCAACAAUCAUUACAGCAACAGCCACUACAGCAACAGCCACUACAGCAACAAUCAUUACAGCAACAAUCAUUACAGCAACAGCCACUACAGCAACAAUCAUUACAGCAACAAUCAUUACAGCAACAGCCAAUACAACAGCAAUCAAAAAAGAAAAAUCUAGUAGCACAUCUAAAGACGGCGAACGGAGAAAAAGAAAAUAUACCGAUAGUAAGAGAAUACGACUUCUCAGAUGAAGAAGAUAUCGUGCCACAGCUACCCUUAAAGCAACCUAUAGUUCAAGUCGAUAGAAGUGCAUCACCAGAGUUAAGCUAUGAAGAGAGAAUGGAAAAAGAGUUGGAAUCUAUAAUGAAAUCAGAGUUUGGAGAAUCAAAAGAACAAGAAACAACAGAAAUUAAUCAUAGACCAAGAUAUCAACCAUUAAACGAAAUUAAAGUUAAAGUGACAUAUACCAAACGUGUAAAACAAUAA